Messenger RNA from Diachasma alloeum, 562 nucleotides. RefSeq names its product ELMO domain-containing protein 2-like. Gene Ontology annotation, molecular function: GTPase activator activity. Bases 26 to 562 code for a protein of 178 amino acids. Lineage: Eukaryota; Metazoa; Arthropoda; Insecta; Hymenoptera; Braconidae. The transcript is spliced from 2 exons. The record is from RefSeq and is a predicted model, not a curated record.
UUUUAGGGCGAUGUGAAGUGGUAGAAUGGAAUAUAAUUGGACAAUUUAUUGUGUUGAUGGUUUUACGUGGAAAACGCUAGAGCCAAGAGAGGCACUGGAGGACAGGGUGACCAAGCAGUGGCAGGAGAUCGGGUUCCAGGGGGACGAUCCCAAGACAGACUUCAGGGGAAUGGGCAUCCUGGGACUGGAGAAUCUAGUCUACUUCGCUGAGGAGUAUCCCACAGCAGCUGCACACGCACUUCUCCAUUCCAAUCAUCCCAAGUAUGGGUAUGCCUUUGCCAUUGUGGGGAUUAACAUCACUAGCAUGGCGAUGAGGUUGCUGAGGGAUGGAACUGCCAAGACUCAUGUGUAUAAUUCGGCGAAAACUCUGCCUACUAUUCGUGCCUUUCAUCAGUUUUAUAGCUAUCUGUUUUAUGAGUUUGAUGAGUUCUGGAUUGAGUCCAAACCUAACAAUAUGAUGGAGUUCUCGGCGAUACAGGAGAAGUUUGAGGGGAAUAUCAGGGGGGCUUUGGGCAAUCCUAUGACUGUGUUUAGAAUCAAUCUUUCGGUUGAUAAUAUUUAA